ACUUCAUUUCCGCCACCACUCCACUACUUCCGGAACCUCCGGAAGCGGCCCGUUGCCAUGGAGGCCGUGUACACAGCUGGGCUGUCGCGCUCACUGGUUUUAGCUCGCAGCAGUUGCAGCGGUCGCGCUGCCGCAAGGCUGCUACCUCCGUCGCGUAGUGACCGAAGAUGGACCCACAUAUGGAGAUUCAGCCACUCUCUGACUUCCAACCAUGACCAUCACCACCAACCACCAUUUCAUGAGCUUCUGCUCUGUGCUGGGCACUGUUCUGGACAUUGAGGGGGGAUUCAAAAGAAAUAAAAGGCACAGUCCUAUCCCUCAAGCAGUUUGUAACUUAAUUUGGGAGCUGAAACCCACUCAAAUGAUGCGGCGUAAGAACAGUAACAAGAAUUAUUUCACUAGAAUGAAUACCAAAAAAAAAGUGCAUGCGUUUGUCCGCGUCAAACCCACUGAUGACUUCGCUCACGAAAUGAUCAGAUACGGAGAUGACAACAAAACCAUUGAUAUUCACUUUAAAAAAGACACUCGGAGAGGCGUUGUCAAUAACCAGCAGACAGACUGGUCGUUCAGGCUGGACGGAGUUCUCCACGACGCCUCCCAGGACUUGGUUUAUGAGACGGUCGCGAAGGAUGUGGUUUCUCAGGCCCUCGACGGCUAUAACGGCACCAUCAUGUGUUACGGGCAGACGGGAGCUGGCAAGACCUACACCAUGACGGGGGCGACGGAGAACUACCAGCACCGGGGGAUCCUCCCUCGUGCCCUGCAGCAGGUUUUCAGGAUGAUCGAGGAGCGCCCCACACAUGCCGUCACGGUGCGGGUCUCUUACCUGGAAAUCUACAACGAGAGCCUGUUUGACCUCCUGUCCACCCUGCCCUACGUUGGACCUUCAGUCACGCCAGUGACCAUCGUGGAAAACCCUCAAGGGGUCUUCAUUAAAGGCCUGUCGGUGCACCUCACGAAUCAGGAGGAGGAUGCGUUCAGCCUCCUCUUCGAGGGAGAAACCAACAGGAUUAUAGCUUCCCACACGAUGAACAAGAACUCAUCCAGGUCGCACUGCAUUUUCACCAUCUAUGUGGAGGCCCACUCACGGACCUUAUCAGAUGAGAAGUACAUCACUUCCAAAAUUAACUUGGUGGACCUAGCAGGCUCGGAGAGGCUGGGGAAGUCUGGGUCUGAGGGCCGAGUCCUGAAGGAAGCCACCUACAUCAACAGGUCGCUGUCAUUCCUGGAGCAGGCCAUCAUUGCCCUUGGGGACCAGAAGCGGGAGCACAUCCCCUUCCGGCAGUGCAAGCUCACCCACGCCCUGAAGGACUCGUUAGGGGGAAAUUGCAAUAUGGUCCUUGUGACAAAUAUCUACGGAGAAGCUGCCCAGUUAGAAGAGACGCUGUCCUCACUGCGGUUCGCAAGCAGGAUGAAGCUGGUCACCACUGAGCCUGUCAUCAACGAGAAGUAUAAUGCUGAGCGAAUGGUCAAGAACCUGGAGAAGGAGCUGGCACUGCUCAAGCAGGAGUUAGCCAUCCAUGACAGCCUGGCCAACCGCUCCCUGGUGAACUACGAUGCCCUGGAUGAAAUUCAGAUUGCCGAGAUCAACUCCCAGGUGCGGAGGUACCUGGAGGGGACGCUGGACGAGAUUGACAUCAUUAACCUCAGACAGAUCCGGGAGGUGUUCAACCAGUUCCGGGUGGUUCUGAGCCAACAAGAACAGGAAGUAGAGUCCAGUCUGCGCCGGAAGUACACACUCAUAGACAAGAAUGACUUUGCAGCCAUUUCUGCUGUCCAGAAGGCAGGGCUUAUAGAUGCUGAUGGUCACCUGGUUGGCGAGCCUGACGGACAAGGCUUCGGAGUUGGGGUUGCCCCUUUUUCUGCCAAAUCCGGGAAGAAAGCCAAGUCCAAGAAGACAUUGAAAGAGCAGCUCGGCUCCGCGGCAAGGAAGGAUGGGGCCGGCAGCCCUGUGAGCGGCAAGGACGUGGACAUUUCCACCUCCAAGACCCAGCUGACCGCAUCCUCCAAAGAUGGAGAUGUGAAAGACAUGCUUUCGCGGGACCGGGAGACCUCCAACUUCGAGACCCUUCCCUCCGAGUCGCCCAAGGAGGAACAGCGCCCACCCAGGCCUAGCACCCCACCCUCCAAGCCUGUGGCCUUUGAGGAUUUUAAGAACGAGCGAGGGAGUGAGAUCAACCGCAUCUUCAAAGAAAACAAGUCCAUCCUGAACGAGCGGAGGAAAAGGGCCAGCGAGAUCACACAGCGCAUCAAUGCCAUCAAGCAGGAGAUUGACGUGACCAAGGCGGCGUUAGAUUUCCAGAAGUCACUGCGGGAAAAGCAAGGUGAGUAUGAAAACAAGGGGCUGAUUAUCAUCGACGAGGAGGAAUUCCUGCUGAUCCUGAAGCUCAAAGACCUCAAGAAGCAGUACCGUUCCGAGUAUCAGGACCUGCGUGACCUCAGGGCUGAGAUCCAGUACUGCGAGCACCUUGUGGAUCAGUGUCGCCACCGCCUGCUCACAGAAUUUGAUAUCUGGUACAACGAGUCCUUCUUCAUCCCCGAGGACGUGCAGGUGGCACUGAAGCCGGGCAGCAGCAUCCGGCCGGGCAUGGUGCCUGUCAGCAGGAUUGUGUCUCUGGGAGAAGAUGACCAGGACAAGUUCAGCCAGCUGCAGCAGGUGAUGCUGCCUGAUGGCCCCGAAUCCAUCUCCUUCUACAAUGCCAAAGUCAAGACAGAACAAAAGCACAACUACUUGAAAACCAUGAUGGGCCUCCAGCAGGCACACAGGAAAUAGGGACUCACCGCCAGCGCCUUGAAGGACAAGAACCCUAGCAACUCCCGCCCGCUCUGGUGGGGCUGCCGAACCACCCGCCCCGAGUUCCAGCCGGUGUGCUCCGAGGCUGGGGCCCAGCUCGGAGAGGACACAGCGGCCUGCCUGCCUGCCGGGAGGAGGAACAUCCUUCCUAGGGCACCGUUGUCUGUCUUCACAGAACACUUGGGGUUUGAAUUCACUGUCUUGUAUGCAGGGACAAGAUAAAAGAACUUUGUAGUCUGGACUUGAAGUGCUUGUCCAAGUCCUUAUUUUAUUCUCUGUCUGGGAGGAUGUCUUUCCUACGCACAGGUGAGGUCAAAACGGGAUCUUCAGUGAGAAAGUGCAAACGUAGCUCAGCCAGGCUCCUCCCAGCAAGCCUUUGUCCCACUGGUCAGCCUCUCUCCUUCCCUGCAUGGACCUCCUGGGGGCCAGUGGGGUCUCGGGAGCCCUGGUUCUCACCGCUCCCGGUCUCAUACUAGGUUUUCAGAGCAUCCUCGGUGUAUUCCUGAGCCAGUGAAGGCGGGGGACCCUCCUUCCCCAUCAGUCAGAUAGGACUGGGUCUAGGAAAAAUGGCUAAAGGCAGAUUUUUAUCUCAAAACAAGAGGAGCC
Phyllostomus hastatus (greater spear-nosed bat) is the source of this 3400-nucleotide messenger RNA. RefSeq names its product kinesin family member 9 (gene KIF9). NCBI's taxonomy places the organism in Eukaryota, Metazoa, Chordata, Mammalia, Chiroptera, Phyllostomidae. Gene Ontology annotation, molecular function: microtubule binding; microtubule motor activity; ATP binding. The transcript is spliced from 22 exons. The record is from RefSeq and is a predicted model, not a curated record. Gene Ontology annotation, biological process: microtubule-based movement. Bases 212 to 2773 code for a protein of 853 amino acids.